Parnassius mnemosyne (clouded apollo) is the source of this 1050-nucleotide messenger RNA. The record is from the annotation of a GenBank genome assembly. Lineage: Eukaryota; Metazoa; Arthropoda; Insecta; Lepidoptera; Papilionidae.
AUGAGACUCACGUUAAUUUUCCUGCUAUGUUCGACAACGUGCCGAGCUGAUGACUUAGCCCAUGCGGCUGGACAGAUCUUCUCGAAUAUCCUUCCAAACAUUCUGACCAAUUCAGUGACGGGCCAGCAAGGAAACACAGCCGGGAACACUAUUCAGCAAAUUGGCACGGUCGUAGGAGGGGUUGUGGGCUAUGCUCAGAAGAAAAGUUACGAGGAUAUGUUACGUCAAGUGCAAGAUUCGACCACCGAUGAGGACAUAUUGAGAUUAAGCGAGGAAAUGUUCAAUGCGGAUAUCAACAACGCUUUCAAUUACAUUCAAGUCAACUUGCAAGGCAAGACAAGUCCUAUGUCCAAAAAUGACGAGGCACAAUCUAAUCUUCUCAACGUACCGGAGAACGUGUGGAAUGGGCCAACUAUUCGACCUUUCGUUGCACUUUUUGACAACUACCAUAAGAAUGUAAUAAGGCCAGAGUUCGUUACACCUAAUGAAGAAUCCGAACAAACAACAUUUAUCAACACUAUCAUGGCUACGGGUCCCAUUAGGAGCUUAAUGGCGUUUUUGGUUAACAAAGGACUUACACAAUUCAACGAAUAUAAUGAACAAGUGGAAUUAUUUAGAAAGAUCUGGUUCACUAAGUACGCACGUCACUGGACCGGCCUUUGUAAAUGCAGUUGCGCCUUUGAGAACAUUUUCAUGGCAGAAUUAAAAUCAAACGAUGUUCUUGGUCUCCAUAGCUGGUUGUUUUUCGCUAAAAGAGAAAUGGAUCACAAAGCCAAUUAUCUCGGAUAUAUUGACAAACUUGAUUUGUCCGGAAAAGGCCUGAUCCUUAAACAGCAUUCGAUACUAAGCGAGACCAAGGACGCCCCCGAGAUCACAAUGUUCGUUGGUACAUCACCAGAGUUAGAGACUGCACUUUACACGCUCUGCUUCAUGGCUCGCCCCGAUAGACCCUGCAGACUGCGGUACAAUAAUGUGCCCUUCACCAUCCAGACAAAGACUUUGAAGUCCGAUAACAUACUUCUAAUCGACACUGCUUACCCAGUCUUUUAA